Cydia strobilella is the source of this 2931-nucleotide messenger RNA. Its product is annotated as membralin. Gene Ontology annotation, biological process: positive regulation of ERAD pathway; response to endoplasmic reticulum stress. The record is from RefSeq and is a predicted model, not a curated record. Gene Ontology annotation, cellular component: endoplasmic reticulum. The transcript is spliced from 10 exons. Bases 245 to 2470 code for a protein of 741 amino acids. NCBI's taxonomy places the organism in Eukaryota, Metazoa, Arthropoda, Insecta, Lepidoptera, Tortricidae.
AUUAUGGAUAUUUUUUGUUGAUACCGAUUCCAACGUCAUUAAUAAAAUUAACGAAACCUGACAACAAACUAGAUUCGAUCGAUGUUAUUGUACCACGCAUUUGGCAACUUUUGGACCUACGUCCUCUAACAGUGACAGGAGGUUAAUAUGUGAAGUGUUCUACUAUUAUUUCUUCUUUUAGGUGGCAUGCGUAAAAUGCGAUUGAGAUAGUGCGUUUACCAUCCAGUACACCAAAGUUGAAGCCAUGAGUAAUGCAGGAGGCCCCCAGAUAAUGAAUAACUUGCCACCAGGAGUGAAUCCUGAGAACAACUUGUUGCCAGGAGGGCCAAUAUUGAAUGCCACAAUGAAUCGUAAUAGGAAUAAUAAUCAAAAUCCUCUAUUCAAUGUGAGAGAAAGGCUGUUUCACGCUUUGUUUUUUAAGUUUGCUGUGGCCUAUGCAAGGACAUUUCCGAGGCCAGUGAGAAGGUUCUUCGAGUUCCUGGUGCUCUUGAAAGCAAUUGUGGCUUUCUUCGUGCUUGCUUACAUUCAUAUAGCAUUUUCGAGAACACCAACAACCUGUUUGAACCAUGUGAAGGACUCAUGGCCUAGAGAUGGCAUACUGCGGGUGGAAAUAUUAAGGAAUCCAGCUCAUGACUAUAGUAUUGAGCAGAGUUAUGCGAAGGAGAAUAAAUUGAAAAAAGACAAGGAUGAUAUCCCAAUGUUGGGCAUUUUACAUACUGAAGGGUUCAUCAAUAUUGAGGCUUCAACCAACAAUGAAAUCAACCGUGAUGAGUUUCUUGCCGAUGGCACAGACUUUGGCAACCUAACUGCUAUCCGUUAUGAGAGUGAUGAUGGUCUGCGGGAGCGUAUUCUGGAGACUGCCUACAUUAAACCCAAGUCUGAAAAGGCGGAUACCAUUCCAGUCCAAAAGGCAGAUCCAGAUGAUGCUGAUCUCAAUGCUACAAUAGUUUCCGGAGACGAUGUAGAGCCUUCAUCAUCAAUUUGGGAUGGGAUUAUGGGGUUGGUGGAAGAUCUUGACAGAGAGAAAGUUUUAGAGGAAUCUCUGGAUGAAGGAGCCUCAAGUGAUUCAUCAAAAGAUGACGACUACAUAUUGGAGUACUCCCUCGAGUACGGUUUCCUGCGGCUCUCGCCCAACGCGCGCCUGCGUCUCAAGAUCCCAGUGAAGAUCGUCACAUUAGACCCCAGCAAAGACGAGUGCUUCGGCGAUCCCUUCUCGAGAUUCGUCCUUGACGAGUUUCUCGGCUAUGACGAUCUGCUGAUGGCGUCCAUUAAGUCUUUGGCUGAGCAGGAGGACAACAAGGGCUAUUUGAGGAAUGUGAUCACCGGCGAGCAUUACCGCUUCGUUUCGAUGCUGACGGCCCGGAGCUCUUACAUUGCGGCAUUUUUCAUCAUGCUCGUUUUUACGGUGUCCAUAUCUAUGCUGCUCCGCUACGCUCACCACCAGAUCUUCGUUUUUAUAGUGGAUCUCCUACAGAUGCUUGAGUUUAAUGUGACCGUGUCCUUCCCAGCCGCACCUCUGCUAACAGUCAUUUUAGCGCUAGUCGGCAUGGAGGCUAUAAUGUCGGAGUUCUUCAACGACACGACUACGGCUUUCUACAUUAUACUGAUCGUGUGGAUCGCUGACCAGUACGACGCCAUUUGCUGUCACACCGCCAUUGCCAAGAGACACUGGCUGAGAUUCUUCUACCUGUACCACUUCUCGUUCUACGCGUACCACUACCGCUUCAAUGGGCAAUAUAGCAGUCUUGCGCUUGUUACUUCGUGGCUCUUUAUACAGCACUCCAUGUUGUACUUCUUCCAUCACUACGAACUGCCCGUGAUACUACAACAGGCUCAGCUGCAGCAGUUGCUGCUUCGUACUCAUCACGGUAUGGGUGGCAUGGUAGGGUUGGCCGGUAUCGCCGCCCUAGCCAGUGGAGCUGCUUAUCAUGACGCUCCCGGCACCGGCACUCAAGCCACUCCUCCGACGACUCAAUCGACCACGCAAACCGUUCAAGAUACUACUCAAUCCACUACGCAGACAACCCCUGAAGUUUCUACUGCACAAACUAACACUACCCAUACUGGUGACGUCGUCUCCUCAAGAACUGUGGCCGCAGAAACAACCGCUACUGGUACCAAUACUGGCACCGUUAACGAGAAUGUGGAAAGCUCUUUAACAACUUUGAUAGACUCAAUCAGUUCUGAUGGUGAAAAUAAUAUUAAAAUAGAAGAGAUCUCGAGAAAGAACUCUCGGGAUGAAGCUAAAGUUGUAACCAGCAGUAAUGUGACUACUGCCGUCCCCAAUAGUGCGAAUGGUGAGGAGGCUUUCAGCAAUGGUCAAGAUAAAACGUCUAUUUUAGACCGUCGACGAAAGGUCAGCGGUGGCGUGCCCGACACCGAUCCUCCUUUACUGUCGACGACUCCCGACGAUGCGGCUGCCGAAAGAAGGGCCCCCGACCCCUCCUCUGAGGCUGAUGAAUUAGACUAAUGAAUCUUACAUGUAAUUCUUAUACCUGUCAACUUUGCAUCGAGUAUAUUCAGUAUCCAUUGAUCAAUCUGCUUACGUGAUUAGUUUGACAUUAAACAAUAUUUUUAAAUGUAGUAGGAUUUAUACUGCAGUGUUUUAUCUUUUCCCCUAACUUGUCACUACGGAAGACUGGUGAACAACAUCAUAUUUCCUGUAGAACGAAGAGCGUUGUUCUAAGAAACUUGUUAGUGAUUUUGUUGUAGGUUUAUCAUAGUACGUAUGAUUUGAAAGGUGAUUGUAGCUUAUAAGUCUAUGUAUGCCACUAAGGCAAUAUGUAAAUAAUUUGUUGUCGAUACAUAUUUAUUAGGAUCUUAUUUUUAUUAAUUCCGUUUGUUAAUUUGAAUAUGCUUAGUGGAUGGCGCUAGAAGUUGGCAUAUUCUAUUCACAGUGAUUUAGUUACUGCAAUAAAAUAAUUUGAGUCA